Sphenostylis stenocarpa is the source of this 450-nucleotide messenger RNA. Lineage: Eukaryota; Viridiplantae; Streptophyta; Magnoliopsida; Fabales; Fabaceae. The record is from the annotation of a GenBank genome assembly.
AUGCAGAAGCUACAAGGUGAGGUAAGGAAUUUGGUUAGUGGCAGAACUCGCGUGACUGAGGAAGAUUUAAGCAGCAUGCAUUACUUGAAGGCAGUGAUUAAAGAAGCCUUCCGAUUACAUCCUCCAGGUCCUUUGUUGCUUCCAAGGGAAUCCAUGGAAGAUGCCAAAGUGAUGGGUUAUGACAUUGCAAAGGGCACACAAGUAAUGAUCAAUGCUUGGGCAAUUGGAAGAGAUGGUUCUUACUGGGAGCAAUCUCUGGAGUUCAAACCAGAGAGAUUCUUAAAUAGUUCUAUAGAUAUUGAGCUGCUCCUAGCAAACCUUGUUCACCAAUUUGAUUGGGAAGUUCCUAGUGGAGUAGCGGGGGAUCAGACACUGGACAUCACUGAAACUAUUGGGUUGUCCAUGCAUAGAAAAUCCCCUCUCAUGGCAAUUGUAUCCCAUCAUGCAUAA